CCUGGUUGAUUAGAUUCCUCUCUCACUAUAAAAGAGCUUUCUAUCCACCUUUACCACAUUGUGGCAAGUUAAAUUGAAGCAAAAAGACGUCUGUACAAAAGGUAUGAUUUUUGUUCAAUAUAGAAAUUGAAUGUAAAUUUUGAGAAAUUUUUACGUAGUAUUUCCACAAACAAAAAGUAUUAGGUAAUUAGGCUAUAUAUUAUGUGUUUUAUCGCCAUGCAAUCCUACAAAGAACUUAAAUUUUGAGAAGUUCUAAAAGCUAUACCAAUUGUUUAUUAUAUUUACAUGUAUAUAUACAUAUUAAAAUAAGUGUGGCAUCUCGCUUUACUUUCGUAUAUCAUCAAGAUAUAAAAGCCCGUCAAACGGGGAUGAGAGUUAGCAGGUAUAGCGCGGAUUGUUACAGGGACAUUUCAAUCGGGCUCUACAAACUAUAUGCAUGUUUUAACUGAAUUGCUGAAAUAGAUUAAAGUCUGGUUUGGCGAUUUUGUGUUUCUGACGGAUGCAAAUGAGUGAACUCGUGCAUGCAUGCACACAAAAGUACAGAUUGAUCUCAAGUCGCUUUUCAGAAGUAAACAAUUCUAAGUCUUUUGCAUGUCAUUCAGUCGAUCACAUUUGCCAGGUGGAGAAAAAUCGCCGACCAAAUUGCUAGUGUGAACCAGGCUUAAAUGAUAUUUUUAGGAAAGCACGAUGGUCGUAUGCCAACUCUCGUACAUUUACAUGCAUUUGUUUAACCCCAUAGCUUAAGAUGCGGAACAUAUAGUUACUAUAGUUCAACGUAUUUUAUGAACUUAUUUUCCAGCCAUAUAUUUACCAAAAUAUGAAGGGAUAUCUUGCUAUUUUCGCUGUUCUGAUUGUUGUCUAUUUUUUGAACCUCACUGACGCAGCCUCAAAACCUUUAGGUAAGUGAUAACUCAUCUGAUAACUCAUGCACGGUAAAAUAAACUUGUACAUGCACACAUUAUUCAGAUAUCAACCAAUUAGGUAAAAUACUAGGUAUAGGUUACCUGCAAGACAGGGAAUGCUGCGGGAGUCAUCUUAGCUUCAUUAGAUUACGUAAGAACAAUAGAGUGAUUGGAAAAGGCAUGCAUGGUGGUCGUUGGGCUGGUUCAAUAUCAAGAAACUUUGCGCCGAACGUAUGACACAAAUUUAAGUGUGGACAAGGAAGAAAUAUUAAGGACAACUCACUGCCAUUCAUGAUCAUCUAUCAAACCCAAAAAACACCUUAACAACAACAACAACAACAAUAACAAUAAUUUAUUUCAUCAAAUUGGAUAAUUACAUGGUAUAAACUUUCUGCAUGCAAAUAUAACAUUUGCUAUAAUCAACGCAGAUAUAAUUCUCUCAUAGAUUCGAUUCAUUCAUGAAUGGUAAGAAAAGAAAUAGUAGAAAUAUUAGAAAAUUUCAAAGAUAAUUAUUGUAUUCAUCAAAAUAUAUUAUUUUUAUAAAAGAAUUUUGUAAUAUUAUAUGUAUUUUGCCAUUGAUUGAAUUAACACUGGGUAACAAUUAACAUAAACAUAUUCCUCACUACUCUCACGAUAGUCAGAAGUAACAGUCUCUUUAUUUCCUGCAGCUUAAAUUUCGUUUUCCCGAAUUGUCGUAAUUCGACAGGAAUGCUUAUAUAUUUGGGCUACAAUUUUGGUAAAUGAUAAAUUUUGGUAAAGUUUUUUAUUAUUUUGUUCGUGAUGAUAACAUUGUUAUACAGAAAUUACAUGCAUGAUGCACUAUGUCUAUAGUAUUAUUAUAUGUAUUUCAUUUGACUGCACAAAGUUUUCAGAAAUACUCCCAGGUAUACUUCUAUUUGAGAUAUCGUACAUUAGGCUAAAUUAGAAACAGUUUUAUAAUACAGCAGACUUAUAGGAAGAAUAUUUGACAUAAUUAAGAAGGACAGCAUGUUCAGUUUUCCGUUUGAAAUAUACAUCAAACGCAAAGCACGUUUCUGAAGAGCGAGUAUCCUGUUUAAAUGGAUUUGGGAAGCUAGCUUGAUCCCAAAUAGCAAUCCCGUAUAUGUUAUAUAAGGUAGAAUCAAGGAUUGAUAAAUACUAAUAAUGGUAAGAAUAGGAACGAAAUGUCUUAAUCUGGCGUGCAGGCCCACCGAGGGAAGAAUAUAGUGGACCUGCAAGGAAGACCCUGUUUUGUAAAACUUCCCUUUUCAUAACACGCCCCAUUCGCGCGUCAAUCUCAAACUUCAAAUCGUGUGACCAAAUUAGCAUUAAUGUGUGCUUCUGUCGCCAUUGUUAUAAAUAAAUUGUCUGACUUAUCAGAUCGUGUGUGCAAUUCUUGUGGGCAGAAAGUACGACAUAUAUUUCAGACGAGUUAUUUAAUUUGGUAAAGAACUCGCCGCGAUCGACAAAAGAUUAAGAGAGCGUUCAGAGUCCAGAUCGUUUCAAAUGGCAAUUACCGUCUGUUUCGCCCUCUCAGAGAAGCCCUGCAAAUCACAAAGUGUUUCGAAUAGGCUUACAUACAACUGCCUCUAAAUCGUCACCGCGAAAAGCGCUGUUUUCUUCAAUGCAAGAACAGAGUCAACAUCAACCAAAAAAUAAUUUUCUUGAGGAACAUAUUUAAACGUAUCAAAUCUGUUUGAAAUUAAUCAAACUCAAGUAAAGGUUACCAUGCAUAGUUUACCCAAGUGGUAAUGAUGAUAUUCCAACAGUUCACGACAAGCAAUCCUCGUUGGCAUAACGACAAAAACAUCUCUUCCUUCAAGUAGACAAUAAACAGUCUGUUCUUGUUCCAUUUUUAAUCGAAGAAAGUGAUCAGAUCCAAUUUUAAGUUAAGCUUAUUUAGAGCCUUUGUGAUGAAUCACUGAUCUAAUUAUAGAAUCCAACAGCAAACAGCCAAUCAGAAUGAUUCGUUCGUGUGCGAACGCGUUGACACUUUAUGCCAGAAGAAAAGCGCUGUAAGGUCAACAUUCCGUCCCCUGGGAAAUUCACAAAUUGUGUGUUCGGUAACCCCUCAGCUGAAGGUGUAUCUUGCCUGGUUCAGUUUACGAGAUUUCGAUGCUGGACGAUUUGUUAAGUGUAAGGUACUUUGCCUUCUCGUACUCUUUAAGCACAACUUUAGAUAUAGUAUAUGUAGACUCAGACGCAACCUCGUUCCCAGGCUUUUCCCUGGUCACGUGUCACGCAGAUUUUGCGUGAUAAAUUGAAAUUGAUCUGAAGGAGGGGUUAUUGUAGUAUAGAGGUGUUUGUUUGUCGCAUUUGGAAAAUUGCAACUUUAUUAAUAGAUGCAAUUUUAGAAGUGUUAUUAGAAGCAAUUUCCCCUUACAUUUUUCAGGUAGUUGAGUUGCAGAAUUAAUUGCACGGCCAAAAAACAAUAAACAAAGCGAUGAAACGUGUGCCGUUGUACGCCAAAUUCGUAAGAAAAAUUAAACUGUCAUAGACAAACAAAGCCAGUUAAUGUACAGCUUUCAUUCUAUAAACUUCUAGACUGCUUGCACAAUGUCUCUGAGCCACAGGCACAGUUCAUAAAUAUAGGCAACUGUGUGAUAUGGGCAGCAUGUAAAGAUUAUGAAUUGAAACGAGUUAAGAUAAACAAAGUACAUCUUUUUGUUUAAAAACGAAUGAAAUUAACAUUUAAGAUUAUACCCUACAUGCAGUUUUCUAACGGAAAGGGAAGCGUAAGUUGUUUCAUACUGCACGUAUAUAUAGUUACCGUUUAUCCUAUAGGAUUUCUGGGUGCAUCGCAGAUAGAUUAACCAUAUUGAUAAUUUUCUCCUUUUUACAGUGAUUGAGAGAAAGAAACGCAGUUUCAAAUCGUAUUUUGAGAAUUACUUUGAUGAAAUGGCAACCAGUGCAUGUGUUGCCAUGGGAAGUAAAAGAGGCCUAUACUUUGCUGUGCGUCGAAAAUGUGGGAGUUUCGCAUCCUGUAAAGAGAUCUGUACAUCAUACACCAUCAGACGACAAGCUCAAAUUUGGGAUCCCUCAAAGUAAGAAUUGAUACUAACUGUACAUAACUAAAAUCAGGUUGCACAAGACUGCGUAGAACUUAAUGCUUAUUAAAUCAUGAUUUAAACAAUGUUAGUUAAUUAAUGGCUGGUCAAAAACAAACUGCAGCAUCAUUCAACAAAACCAAAUUAAAAUAUGUUGGAUCAAAUCAUAACUUUGCUAAAAUUGACAAUGAGUUUGCCGUAAAAUUUAAUGAUCAACUGUUUCCCAGAGUGCACUCAAUCACGUGUUUGGGAGUUAAACUUGAUGAAACAUUGAAUUUGGAUCAUUGGAUGAACAUAAUUAUUGAAAUGGUUUGCAAAACAGUUGGAGAGGGCAUAGGAAUUUUAAAGGUAUCAAGCUCUAUGUUCCUGCAAACACAUUUAUAUCAAUUUAUAAUGCUGUGAUACAGCCUUACGUCGAUUACUGCUCUCCCUUUUGAGAUUUUUAUAUCAAGCUUCGUAGUUGUAUAGUAUAGUAUAGUAUAGUAUAGUAGAACUUUAUUUAACCACGCUUCCCUUACAUCACCCAUGGAUGAUUUUCAUGAGGGGCGUCACACAAAUUACAUUCUAAAAACUAAUAUAAAUUAGAUAUGAAAUAGAAUAACACAGAAUAACAAAUACGUAGAUAAAAAAGUUAAAAAACCAAGACUAUUCGAUGUCUGACUCUGGUGCAAACAUUAUUUUAUCAAAUUUUUGAAGCGUAUCAAGCUCUAUGUUCCUGCAAACACAUUGAUAUAUAUCAAUUUAUAAUGCUGUGAUACAGCCUUACGUCGAUUACUGCUCUCCCCUUUGGGAUUUUUAUAUCAAGCUUCGUAGUUUUAUAGUAUAGUAUAGUAUAGUAGAACUUUUUAUUUAACCACGCUUCCCUCAUCACCCAUGGAUGAUUUUCAUGAGGGGCGUCACACAAAUUACAUUCUAAAAACUCAGUAAUAUAAAUUAGAUAUGAAAUAGAAUAACACAGAAUAACAAAUGCGUAGAUAAAAAAGUUAAAAAACCAAGACUAUUCGAUGCCUGACUCUGUUCACACAUUAUUUUAUCAAAUUUUUGAAGCUACUUAAAGAUUCUGUUUGCUUUGCUUGCGUAGGUAAACUAUUCCAUAGAACAGCCCCGCUAUAUCCAAUGUUAAAAUUUAAAACGGUUAAAAAUAUAUAUUUUUGAAAAAAUAAUCGUCCGAAAGAGACUAGAUAAAAACAUAAACAAAAUAGAAAUAUCCGAAAAGCAAAGUCUGUGAAUUCAGAGUCUGCAGUUUACCGCUUUUUCGUAUCUUGCUUAGUUCUUGAAAUAUUUGCACUUGGAGUAAUCCGAUGUCUGUCAUCUUGGAUAAAUUUUUGAUCUCAUUAACGGCAGUUUUGGUGACGUCACAGCAGGGAUUAACCAUAUAAAAGUACUCGUUGCUGAUCGAAUAUUGACUGGUAGAUGUUUUAAAGGUUUUGAGUGAUCUUGAUUUUUCCAAGGGCAGACAGAGAUAGUUUUGAGCGCAAAAUGAUUAGUGGUUGUCUAGAUAAAAAUAUUAAAAGUAAGCAAGAUAUGAAAAAACGGUAAAAGAAGUUAAUAUUAUUAUAUAGUUUCAAAUGUUCUUUCAAAUGAGAAAAUAAAAAAAAUAUAUUGCCAUUUCCCUUUAAUUAUGGAAAAAACAGGUCAUAGAGACGAAAGGUCGUUACAGCAGUAUCAGAGACCUAGCAUAUUGAGUACAGAGUAGAAAUAUCAAAAGCGUUCGAUCAAGUUGGUAUGAUGCACACGUCUUUGGCGACAACCAGUACAACUAAUAGCGAGUGUUGGGAAGUCUGAAGAGGAAUUAGGAAGCGAAGUUAACAAGAGCGAAGGUGAUAGCGCAGUAAAGAGUGAGAAUGUUGAAAAGUGUAUGAAUCUCAAUAAUUGCACGUUUUUUAUUAACAAGGAGUUUAAAAUGUAGACAGAAGCGGUAAAUGGACAUAUGUAAAUGGUGAGAAAUGAAUGUUGUAUUUAACAACUUGAACUUUGAAAUAUAUUUUCAAUACGUUUGUGUGAAAUAGUAUUAGAAAUGUUAAUCGAAAUGGUUGUAGUGUAAGUUCAAUUGAUUAUCAAUUCAUGGCCUGUAUCCAGGUUCAAUACUAGAACAGUGGGCUGUAUUUAGAUACAGCCCAAUAUUUCCCCGCUCUUUCCUGCUGAAUAUCAAAACCCUCCCCGUGCUUUUAGACGGUUGGCCUAAUGACCGAUAUUUAUGUUAAAUAUACAGCCCGCGGAACUUCAAAGAAAACCGACUCAAUUAUGAAAUAAUAACCAUUAGGUGUAUUCCAACGAAACUUUUACAGGUGGAUGGUUUACCUUGUUCAAGUAUAUUAUGAUACUUAUGUUUCCAUGGCAACAAAAAAGAUUCUCUAUUAAAAAGAGCUUAUUUCAUUGUUACUAUUAUAAUUUAAUUAACAAUGCUGAAAUUUAGUAUUGUUAGGUGUUCAUGACUACGCUGAAACUUUUUUGACGUAAUGCGUUUUCUGCGAAUUUUCCACGGAUUUAUUACUUCAUAAAAAUUCUUUACGACAAGUUGGAAUAAAAGUUUUAAAAAAUCUCAAAGUAAAUUUAGCAUUAAGGCACGAGUUUUCCUGAGUUCAUCAUUUGGGAAAGGACGCUCGAAUUAUUUUUAUAAUAAUUAUAAAUAAUUUUGAGCGAGCAUUCCUAUAUACGACUUAAAUAUUUUGCUAACUUUAAGCUCGUUUACUCGAGCUUUCUAAUGGUAUAGUUUAUUUUUGUGAACAGUAAAUUUUCAUUAAGAUGGUACUUUAAUAGGCCAAAUUUUAGAAUUAUCAAAUUGUCGGCUAUAAAGCCAAAAUCAGAGUUGCCAACAUAUAUUGUCUUCUUCACCAAUGUGUAUAAGCUUUCAGAAAAUGCCAGUUGGCCGCUUGUAACAAAAAAUCGCAUUCGAUUGUCUAGUCGUCUGAUACAACAUGGUUUGAAAAUUGUUCGAUUCUGUUAGGCUAAUGUUGUGAGGUCCAUUUCAGAACAGGUUUAAUGAGCCUCGGUAACAUAUCUACCAGUUACAAGAUAUAGAUUUUUUUAUGCCGACAAUUUGAAUUAAACAGUUACUGCAUGAAUUGUACGUGAGUUUUAAGUAAUUGGUUUUAAGAAGAUGUUACUGAGCAUUUAAUUAUACCAUUUUUACUCACUUUCUAGACUGCUUCAUUCAUCAUGCGUGGAAUCACUUCAUAUUUACAAGAACCGUCCAUCUCUAGCUGACAAUAAAAAGGCGGAUACAGAUGUAAACAAAGUUGGCUUAACAAUUUACCGUUACAAGACUUGCAAUUCUCGUGGUUGUGGACCAAAUUACUGUUGCUGUACAGGAUUACCAUGACUAACGGGAAAACUAACUAUGCAGUUACUAAUAUAGGCCUACUUAUACAGUAUACUGUUGCCUUGUUGCUUAUUAACAAGUAUCAAUUAAUCUAAAUUCAUAGAUAACUAGUAUAAUUUAGUGUAUGGCUUAACCACACAAGCAGGGAGAGUCCAAUAGGAUGGAUAUAUUUACCUAAUCCAGGAUGAUGUGUCAUUAUAAUAAAACUGCUUUGAUUACAUUCGACGUUUAAA
This is a messenger RNA of Paramuricea clavata, 7483 nucleotides long. Lineage: Eukaryota; Metazoa; Cnidaria; Anthozoa; Malacalcyonacea; Plexauridae. The record is from the annotation of a GenBank genome assembly.